Molecule: messenger RNA, 6163 nt
Organism: Entelurus aequoreus (snake pipefish)
Lineage: Eukaryota; Metazoa; Chordata; Actinopteri; Syngnathiformes; Syngnathidae
Gene: nprl3
Product: NPR3-like, GATOR1 complex subunit
Exons: 14
Coding region: 186-2060 (624 amino acids)
Biological process (GO): cellular response to amino acid starvation; TORC1 signaling; positive regulation of autophagy
Cellular component (GO): GATOR1 complex
Source: RefSeq, a predicted model, not a curated record
AGAAGAAGCGUGCGCAGUGCUGCCACACGCCAGCUUGUUUCUGUCGGACACUUUUCUAUGUGACACAAAACAACCAGGAGCUGGAGAAUUUGAAGGACUUGGACCGUUGGGUGUCAAAUGAGUAAAAUAGCAAGUGUAUUUGAUAAAUGUAUCCGGAAGAAAAGUGUUUUAGCUGAACGUGUCACAUGAAGGUUAGCUUGCAUGCUAACGAGAUGCUCAACCCGUCCGGCGGCUCCGCAGAUGAGCCCAAAUCGGCCGUGGUCCAGCCGAGGAUAGCCCUGUACCAAGGCCCCACAGGAGGACACAAGACCAACCUGUACCAAGGCCCCAGAGGAGGACACAAGACCAACCCCAUCAGCGUCAUUCUGGUUAGCUCUGGAAGCCGAGGGAACAAGCUGCUUUUCCGCUAUCCUUUCCAGAAAGUCGCCGAGUGCGCGACGUCGCAUGCAGCAAAACAGCGGAAUCGCUAUGCACUGAACACAACAGCGGAAGUUGAAGACCAAGAUGGAGAUUCAAGGUUCUCUGACAUCAUCCUGGCCACCAUCCUGGCCACCAAAUCAGACAUGUGCGGCAAGAAGUUUGAGCUGAAGAUCGACAACGUUCGAUUUGUGGGUCACCCGACUUUGCUUCAGCAUCCUCACGUCAUUCAGGUGUCUAAAACCGAUCCUUCGCCAAAGAGAGAGAUGCCCACCAUGAUCCUAUUUAAUGUGGUCUUUGCAUUAAGGGCCAACGCCGACCCCUCCGUCAUCUGCUGCAUGCACAACCUUUCCCGCCGCAUCGCCAUUGCACUGCAGCACGAGGAGCGCCGCUGCCAGUACCUGACCAGGGAGGCCAAACUCAUGCUGGCCGUGCAGGACGAGAUCACCACCGUCACGGAAACUGACGAAAGUCCACAGUCGCCGUUCAGGCAAAUUCUCCCCAAAUGCAAGCUGGCCAAAGACCUGAAGGAGGCGUUCGACAGCCUGUGCACCACCGGGGUGGUGCGACUGCACAUCAACAAUUGGCUGGAGGUGAGCUUCUGCUUGCCGCACAAGAUCCACCGUAUUGGAGGCAACUACAUCCCACCUGAGGCGUUAGAGCGCAGCCUGAAGGCCAUCAGGCCCUAUCACGCACUGCUGCUGUUGGAAGGUGAGAAGGCACUACUGAGCCAACUUCCUGUCGACUGCUCCCCCGCCAUGAUGCGCCUGAUCAAGACGUGCUCGGCGGUGAAAAACCUCCAGCAGCUGGCCCAGGACACAGACCUGGCCUUGCUUCAGAUCUUUCAAAUAGCCGCCCACCUGGUGUACUGGGGCAAGGCCAUCAUCAUCUACCCUCUGUGUGAGAACAACGUCUAUAUGUUGUCUCCUCACGCCAACAUCCACCUAUGCUCCCCUCAGGCUGAACAGUUUUCUGAGAAGUUCCCUGGUCACGAUCUUCCUUCCAUGUUGGCAAAGUUGUCGCUGCCUGUCUCACUGGCUGAGUUCAGGAACCCUCUGGAGGCUCCUGCACAGGAGGCCCAGCUGAUCCAGAUGGUGGUGUGGAUGCUCCAGCACCGCCUGCUCAUCCAGCUGCACACCUACGUCUGCCUGAUGGUGCCACCUGUCAAGGACCAGCCCGCGUCCAGGGAUGAUGAUGAGGAUGAUGACCUCCCGCUGACCUCCAGGGUCGGGGGUCAAAGUCUAAGCACCCCGACAGCCCUGAGCUUUGGAUCACCGACCAGCAGUGACGACAUGACCCUGACCAGCCCAAGCAUGGACAACUCCAGCGCUGAGUUGGCACCAGGUGGAGAUUCUCCUCUCAACAAGAGGAUCCUCUUGACCGAGACACUUUGGGCCAGCCUGUCAGACUACGAGAGACACUUCAUUCUCAACAUCCCCUCUGCUCACAACCAGGAAGACCUCACCAUGUUUACCAGGCUGCUGCACUACUUCCGGGGCCACCACCACCUGGAAGAGAUCAUGUACAACGAGAACAUGCGGCGCUCGCAGCUCAAGACGCUGUUGGACAAGUUCCGCAGCGUCCUGGUGGUGACCAAUCAUGAGGAUCCUAUCAUUUCCAUCUUUCAGUCGCCCACGGAGUAGACACUUUGGAGGCUUCAGCAGCUAAGUUUCCUUCAUAAAGGUGGAGGAAAGAAUCCUCAACAGACGUGCGACCAGACGGUUGGACUCGGGUGGUGGACAACACGGUGCUUCAAAGCCAAUCCGGGGUGGAAACUGUUUCGGCUGUGACCAGCCUGGUCACUGGAGUCGUGACUGUCCGAACAUUUCCGAACAGGAAAUGUUCCGUAGUGCCAACAAACGAACACAAAAGCGUGGCAAAGGACGCCCACAGCAGGAGCCCCAGCAGGAGAUACAGACUGGCCCCCUGCUGGACAUGAGUGUCAACGGACAAUGUUAUCAGUUCGUGAUUGACACUGGCGCCACCCAUUCGAUUCUGAAUGCAGAGGUACCAAAGAAACUGUGUGCUUCCUCUUUAAAGGUCGAAGGCUUCGCUGGGGUCACAAGAAGGUUACCUGUCACCAAACCACUUCCGGUUCAGAUUGCUGGACCUCCUUUACAGACUGUACCCUGACAUUCAAAUCGCAAAGAAGGAACAUUCCUGGUGUUACCUGUCGGCUCAACCACCCAGCUGCGACACCACUACCAAGACUCCUCCAUGAGCUCAUACCACAGCCUGAAACAACAGGAAUGGCUGACAUCCAACUGCUCUAGCGGUGAAAACCCUGGCUGACUGAGAUGCUUCCGUGUGUUCUGCCACCCGACUCGCCAUAUGUUAUGAUUAUUUAUGUAUGUUGGAACUCAAGGUGUGGCUGCUCAUGUUGACCUAUCUUUGCAACAGCUAGCAUGGUAUAAGAUGGACACAAUUGAUGUCCCACAUUGUUCCCUUGCUCUCUGUCUCGCCUACAAAACCAAAGAACUUAGGUCCAAUGAUAAGACACGGCGUAGCUGCCAAACAUUACACCGACACCCAAAUACCACAUUUUCAAUUGUUUAGGUUUAGCACAUAGUUGUGUUAAACACAUAACUAUGGGCUGCACUUUAGACACCUGUAGGCUACGAGGAGCUAGCAGCUACACAACAGCUGAGCUAAAACGACACAUUACACAUUUAAGCAUAUCAAAUAAUUAUAGUUGCUCAUUACAUACACAUAGUUGCCAUGGCAGAAGUCUGAUAGAAAGUAUUCAGUAACAAACGUGUCCGCAUCAUUCAACUUUCUACAACAUGAGCUUGACUUAAUUAAUUAUUGGGGGCACCAGGUGUGGUAAAAUUUCAAAAUACUAUUGCUAAAGCAUCCGCCAUAAGGGUAGUAUUUUUCUAGUAUUGGUGACAAUAUAAAUAUAAGCAUAUUUUGUUACUUUCACCAUAUUGAAUAAGUUACAUAAAAGUUAGGGUUUAGUUGAGUUUGAGUUAUUUGUGAUAUUGCUAAGGGGUCCCCUACCCUAACACCACCCCCCAGUGGACCAUAGAGGCUGAAGAGACAAUCAUUGACCUCAAACAUGACCUGCCCUCCGCUACUUGACUAUUAGCUGACCUUUUUCUUAGAUGUUUCUGAAAGUGAUAGUAUGACUAACACAGUCCUUUUUUCAGAAACAGAAGGGGGUGAGUGAGGGUGGAUACAGACUCCUUGGAACAAAAUCGACAAUCAUCCGACUCUGACACAUUCCAUACUUUUAACAUCCAAUCCAUGACUAAAUGUAGUUAGGGUUAGUUAAUAAGAGGUUAUUAAUGACUGUUGAUUGAUGACUAGUGUGUGUUAGCGUCCACACUGACUCCUUCAGGUCUCGCAAAGUCUCUCCGCCUCCUUAUUCACCACGCUAACGCAAGCGUUGCCACGGAGAUAAAACCUCAGCGGCUUCUUGGCCCACUCGCCGUGUGACUGGAUGCCGACACGUGGCGCCGACACCAUCUCAUCAACUCCUGGGGGGGAGUCCGUGUCUUCCAGCCACACUUCCGAGUGGCACGCCAUGUCCUGACGGUCCAAGCGGCGUUGGACGUCAAGAGCCUGGCACAGCUUGGAGGGCCCGUUGCACAGCUCUUUGUCCUUGAGCGGCCGCGCCCCGUCUUUGCGUUUGGACGCCCUCAGCUGCCUCAUGACUGCGUGGCCCUGCAGGGGCUCCAGGGAGCGCAGCAGCACGGCGGCCCCAUCGCCUGUGCAACACACAAAUGCUGAGCCAAAGCCCUUUUUUCUGGCUUCAGCACCUGCCCCCCAAAAUGUCUGAACAUGUGCCUGUGUCUAAACCACUACUGUCUAAAAUGUCUGAACAUGUGCCUGUGCCUACUGUCUAAAAUGUCUGAACAUGUGCCUGUGUCUACCCACUACUGUCUAAAAUGUCUGAACAUGUGCCUGUGUCUACCCACUACUGUCUAAAAUGUCUGAACAUGUGCCUGUGUCUACCCACUACUGUCUAAAAUGUCUGAACAUGUGCCUGUGUCUACCCACUACUGUCUAAAAUGUCUGAACAUGUGCCUGUGUCUACCCACUACUGUCUAAAAUGCUGGGGGCUUUUGUUAAUACAUCUCCUUCUUCCACUUCCACGCUCACCUUCGCUCGACACGUUCAUGCACAGGUAGACGCCGUAGAUGGGAUAAACGUAGAUAGUGCCGGGCUUCAUGAACAUGGCCGUGUUUCUCCUGGUGCGUUUGCCCCCCGCCGAGUGCGAUGCCUUGUCCUCGCCUCCCAGGUAUGCCUCCGUCUCUACCACCCGUCCUCUCAGCUCUGUGCCGUCAUCAAGCCUGCGGACCAGCACCUGCAAGGACGCAUAACGUGCAGGUAAGUGGCUUUGAGAGAGAAAAACCACUAUGUCCAACUAUAGCGGGGUCGGCAACCCAAAACCUUGAAAGAGCCACAUUGGACCAAAAAUACAAAAAACAAAUCUGUCUGGAGCCGCAACAACAUGAAGAGUCUUAUAUAAGUGUUAUAAUGAAGACAACACAUGAUGUAAGUGUCUAUAUUAGCCUACUAUCAAAAUGACUUUAAAAGUCUUAUAUAAGUGUUAUAAUGAAGACAACACAUGAUGUAAGUGUCUAUAUUAGCCUACUAUCAAAAUGACUUUAAAAGUCUUAUAUAAGUGUUAUAAUGAAGACAACACAUGAUGUAAGUGUCUAUAUUAGCCUACUAUCAAAAUGACUUUAAAAGUCUUAUAUACGUGUUAUAAUGAAGACAACACAUGAUGUAAGUGUCUAUAUUAGCUAUAUUAGCCUACUAUCAAAAUGACUGUGUCGCAGGCUGAAGCAAAUCUUGGUUGACAGAAAUGUUGAAAUGUAAUAUUUAUUCUACACAUUUUUACAACAUUAGAAAGCAUUAGUAAAUCAGAGGCUACUCAGAGGGUGAGAGAACUCCUGGAAAUGACUGUCUUUUAAUGGCCAAAGACAUAGAUGUGUGUGUCCAACUUAAAGGAAAUGUCUUCUUCUAAUGGAUUUAUUACAAUCUUUGCAAGCUGGGUAAUGUUUGCUGUGGUCUGGAACAACAUGGCACACAAACAACUAUCUGAAAUACAGCCAAUAUCACACACAGAUAAUGUGUCAUGAGAAAUACAAAACUAAAUGAUAUACACUGAGGACAUAAGUAAAGCAUAUUAAAUUGAGCUCAAAUAUAGCUACAAAUGAGGCAUAAUGAUGCAAUAUGUACAUACAGCUAGCCUAAAUAGCAUGUUAGCAUUGAUUAGCUUGCAGUCAUGCACUGACCAAAUAUGCCUGAUUAGCACUCCAACAAGUCAAUAACAUCAACAAAGUUCAACUUUGUGCAUUCAUGCACAGUAUAAAAUGUUUGGUGGACAAAAUGAGACAAGGAGUGGAAGAUUUUACAUGUAAACAAACAGUUGCGUCACAGUCCACACUAUGGUGAGUUCAAGAAUUGCCAAAAUGAGUAGGACAAAAGGAUGUUGAGGAUCAGUGAAGCAGACACACAAACAUAUUCAACAGUGGUACUUCUAACAUUUGUGUCAAGUUUGUCCUCAAACACAAAACACACUAAAACUAAACAAAUAUUUUCCCCCCAUCUUUUUCCAUUUUCAAUCCUUUUUUAAAAAUGCUCCAGGGAGCCACUAUGGCGGCAAUGCCUGGUGGGAUACACUGUUGUCAUCUUUGACUAAUGGUUGUAGUGUAGUAGAUCAUAUAUUCAUGUUUACAAGCAACAGGUGAGAUGAGUUGAAGAUACUGUAGACUAGUAGAUGAAAUAUGAAUAA